AUUCUAGGAGCCAGCGUGAAUCCUGCUCUGGUCGAACGUCGAACUGACUAUAAAUAAAAUCCCCCACCAAGCCUCGGAAAUCCGUACACAUUCUUUCAGCGCUUAGGAACCAAUAUCAAACCGCUAUAAAAUACAUACAUUAGUCGCGUGGUUUCAGUUUAGUUUAUCUGUAAGCAUAAGCGAAUACCUGCAUAACCACGUUCAAUAAUUCAAGUAGUUGCUAACAGUAAUUUUUGAGUGAAAAUGGCAACAGGAAGGAACGAGCCUGUGACACCUGAGUCCCCAGGAACUGUGGAAGUGAAAAAUGCAUAUUUCAACAGUAUCUAUGAAAAGUUUGACAAGAACCAUAACGGAACUUUAGAAGAAGAAGAACUCAGGGAAAUGCUGAAACAUGAUGGAAAAAUACAAGACAUGAUUGUACAAAGCAUAUUUAUUGAUUCUGACAAAAAUAACGAUGGUCACAUUAGUCACGAUGAGUUCAUUGCUAUGGUACAGAAUGAGAAGUUUAGGGACAAGUUCGACAAAUAUAUCAACGUGUACAUCAAGCACGUACUUCCAAGACGUCGCAAAAGAGGUAAAUAUGCAGAUGCCAACUAUGAGGAACAGUACAAAUGUUGGCCUUUACCCUUCGGUAUGGUGCUGAUUUCUAUCCUGCAGAUAACUUGUUUUGUGGCAGACCAAUAUACAGAAAAAGGCCAAGAAAGCAUAUCAUCCCAUCUCAUUUACGACCCUACGAAGAGGUUGGAGAUGUGGAGAUAUCUCACAUAUAUGUUCGUUCAUAUUGGAGUGGAGCAUCUCACAGUCAACCUAUGCGUGCAGCUUCUUCUAGGGAUCCCAUUGGAGAUGGUUCACAAGUGGUGGAGGGUAGUACUUGUCUAUUUAGCUGGGGUACUUGCAGGAUCGCUUUGUAGCUCCGUAACUGAUCCAGAUGUGAACCUUGCCGGCGGUAGUGGAGGAGUUUAUGCUAUUCUCACGGCACACAUCGCCACUAUACUUAUGAUUCACACCCUUCGCAUAUUAUUAAGGAACGCCCUGUAUAUAUUACCUGACCUAAGAAGACGAAUUAUGGGUUCAUUCAAACCAUAAGUCACAUUAAGUGGAAUGUUUGCUAACUGUUGAGGACGAUUCAUAUGACCAUUGGUAAUUUGUGCAAGGAAAAACUGGCGUGAGAUGUCAUUUCCCUGCAUUCAACUAUUCAUCUACCUCACAGUAAUAGUGGGCGACCUGGCAAUGUCCAUCUACCAACGCUGUUGGCUCCGAAGAUCAAAUGGAGUAGGCUAUGUAGCCCACUUGGCUGGCGCUUUAGCGGGAGUACUUGUGGGUAUCUGGGUCCUGAAGAACUUCAGACCCACCAAGAAGGAAACCUACCUUUGGUGGGUUGCUGUUUUUACAUUUUCAGUACUCAUGGGUGCUAUGAUCGUGCUGAAUUUUGUCUAUGAUACGUGGUUAAGGAAAUAGAAUUAAGGAAGCACAGGAAGAGGCACUGACUCAUGAUUUUCAGGAGAGUAAUUUUACUACCGACAUGUGUAUUUGCUGCUUUGAUUUUUUCUUGGACAUUUUUUUCUCUGAUGCAACUCAAUAUUGUUGGAUGUGCCUGAGAGCAAAACGUAUAUAUGUUCAAACUUCAUAAUUUAUUUACAACACUGUCUAACUACGUUGUACGUUUAUUUUCAGAGUUUUUGAUAUGUUUUCUAUGGAAACUGUGCCUUGAUCGUAAGGCUACUGAGGGCUGAAUAACCAUCCAUCUGCACCAAUUCAUAAAAAAAAAUGUUUUUUUGCAAUUCCAAAUUGACAUGUAUUGCUAAAAUGCGUACCUAUAUGCUAAUUUUAUCAAAAUGAUAAUAUGAAUGUCGGUGAAUAUUAAGAUUUAUCAAAUUUUCUCAAAUACGUCCUUAAGGUACGCGCAAUAUAUAUCUUUGUAAUGAGGUCUUUGAUAUAACUACUCUUUGAUGAUGUCAUUUGUAAACGGAGAUAUAGACUAAGUUCACGUGGACUUGAGAUUUCACUUUUUUAAAGGAAUUGAUAUAAAGAAAUAUGAAUAAAACGUUAUCACUAAUGCAGCUCCAUUGUAUCGUAUUAUCGUACAUAUCGAUGACUGUGAUCUAAUUUUUAAUUAUAUAAUUUAUUAAGUAAAGCAGUGUUGUGACUGAUAUUUUUUCAAGUUCGUAUAUACAUAUAUUAAGU
Messenger RNA from Acanthoscelides obtectus, 2184 nucleotides. Lineage: Eukaryota; Metazoa; Arthropoda; Insecta; Coleoptera; Chrysomelidae. The record is from the annotation of a GenBank genome assembly.